This is a messenger RNA of Pipra filicauda (Wire-tailed manakin), 4294 nucleotides long. It is a transcript of the gene FZD6, whose product is annotated as frizzled class receptor 6. Gene Ontology annotation, molecular function: Wnt-protein binding; Wnt receptor activity. The record is from RefSeq and is a predicted model, not a curated record. Gene Ontology annotation, biological process: non-canonical Wnt signaling pathway; canonical Wnt signaling pathway. The coding region runs from base 360 to 2489 and encodes 709 amino acids. The transcript is spliced from 7 exons. Lineage: Eukaryota; Metazoa; Chordata; Aves; Passeriformes; Pipridae. Gene Ontology annotation, cellular component: plasma membrane.
CGCUGGGCCCCGCAGCCCCGCGCAGCCCGGCCGGGCCCUGCCCGCCACCACCGGCUCCGGCCCCGCCGGGGCGGGAAGGUGCGGCCGCCCCGCCCCGCCCGCCAGACGCCACAUCCUGCAGGUGCCGUGGGGCGGCCAUCGCGGAGGGGCCGCCGCCGGCUCGAAGAAGAAGGGAUUUAGUAAAAUCGCGGUCAACCUAAAUGGGGCAACACCUAAAGCACCUGUGAGGAGUCUGUGUGUGUGCCUUACUGCCGUGUGCUGGAGCCAGCAGAGGAAGAUGUGUGUUUUUAUCCUUGUGAAAAGCCGGGCUGUCUAACUGCUGAACAAAGCCAUGUACUGAAAUUGGAGAUCCUGACAAAAUGGGAGCACUUGUGUUCUCUGCGACUUGCAGUUUACUUCUAGCCCUCGUGCGAGGGCACAGUUUAUUUACAUGUGAGCCAGUGACUAUCUCCAGAUGUUCAGGAAUGCCUUACAAUAUGACUUUUUUCCCAAACAUCAUGGGACACUAUGAUCAGGACACAGCUGCUCGCAAAAUGGAGCCUUUUCUUAUUCUUAUGAAUCUUCACUGUUCACCAGACGUCCACACAUUUCUGUGUAGAGCCUUUGUCCCUGCCUGCCUGGAUCAAAUUCAUGUGAUUCACCCUUGUCGAAGCCUCUGUGAGAAAGUGUAUUCUGACUGUAAGCAGUUGAUGGACACUUUCGGAAUUGCGUGGCCUGAAGAGCUGGAAUGUGCCAGACUAACUAAUUGUGACGAGACCGUUCCUGCCACUGCUGCUGUAACCACAAACGUACACGGAACUCGGAAGACCCCAGUCCAGAUCCGAAGGGAUUAUGGAUUCUGGUGUCCCCGGCACCUCCACACUACCAAUGAACAAGGCUACAAGUUUCUAGGAAUUGAUCAGUGCGCACCCCCAUGUCCCAACAUGUACUUCAAAAAUUAUGAAUUGGAUGUGGCAAAAAGCUUCAUUGGAAUAGUUUCAAUCUUUUGUCUUUGUGCUACACUUUUCACAUUCCUGACUUUUCUGAUUGAUGUUAAAAGGUUUAGGUACCCAGAGAGACCGAUCAUAUAUUACUCUGUCUGUUACAGCAUAGUCUCUCUGAUGUACUUUAUUGGAUUUUUGCUUGGGAACAAAACUGCCUGUAAUGAGGCAGAUGAUAAGUUAGAAAUUGGUGAAACAGUUGUUCUUGGCUCCCAAAACAAAGCCUGUACUGUCCUUUUCAUGGUUUUGUACUUUUUCACUAUGGCAGGAACUAUUUGGUGGGUGAUUCUUACAAUCACUUGGUUCCUUGCAGCGGGAAGAAAAUGGAGCUGUGAAGCUAUUGCACAAAAGGCCAUGUGGUUCCAUGCAGUUGCCUGGGGAAUACCUGGUUUUCUAACCAUUAUGCUCCUUGCGAUGAACAAAGUGGAAGGAGACAAUAUCAGUGGAGUUUGUUUUGUGGGUCUCUAUGAUCUGGAUGCCUCUCUGUACUUUGUGCUUUUGCCGCUGUGCCUUUGUGUGUUUUUCGGUCUCUCUCUUCUCUUAGCUGGUAUUAUUUCUUUAAAUCACGUGCGCCAAGUCAUCCAACACGAUGGCAGGAACCAGGAGAAGCUAAAGAAAUUCAUGAUCAGAAUUGGAGUUUUUAGUGGUUUGUACUUGGUGCCACUGGUAGCACUUCUUGGAUGUUAUGUUUAUGAACUGGUGAACCGGAAAAUCUGGGAAACGACUUGGGUGUUUGACCACUGUGACCAGUACCAUAUUCCUUGUCCUUAUCAGGCAAAGGCACUAGCAAGACCAGAAAUAUUUUUGUUUCUGAUGAAAUAUUUGCUGACAUUAAUUGUCGGCAUAUCUCCAGUGUUCUGGGUGGGAAGUAAAAAGACCUGUUCUGAAUGGGCCAAUUUCUUCAACAGAAACCGCAAAAGAGAUCCAAUAAGUGAGAGUCGAAGAGUGCUGCAAGAGUCAUGUGAAUUUUUCUUGAGGCACAAUUCCAAAGUUAAACACAAAAAGAAGCACUACAAGUCAACUUCACACAGACUUAAAGUCAUUUCAAAGUCAAUGGGUACCAGUACGGGUGGUGCAACAAAUCAUGGAACUUCUGCAGUAGCAAUCACUAAUCAUGAUUACUUAAGCCAAGAAACUGUUGCAGAAAUUAAAAGCUCUCCAGAGACAUCUGAGAAAGAGAUAGAGGCAGACGGAACAUCAGCCCGAAGAGUCGAGGAGGGUGAAAACAGCGGAGAUCAAAUGUUAUCUGGUUCUAAAUUGACCAUGGAUCAGGUGGAAAGAAGAAACAAAGCAGAUAGCACAUGUCAUAUGAGUAGCUUGGCUGAGAGUAUGAAGAGAGUAGGUGAAGGAAGAAUAAUUCCUAAAAAUGAUUUUAGUGAAUCUCCUCCACUACAAAGCAGCUGUUCCCAAAUACCUGAUGUCUCACACUCAGCUUCCAUAUCCCUACUUGUCUACUCAGCUUCAGACACCAGAAGAGAGUUGGAUUCAGGAAACAGUUCAAAUCCUUGAAAGAUUGAAAUUUUGUAUGAACAUUUGCAGUUUAUAAAACUGACAUGAAUUCUGUGUUACACUGGAAAUAAUGGAUAUUCUGUGCCUUAUUAAAAAACACACAUAUCUUGCUUUGCACUUAAAAAAAUGUAUGUUUUGUUGUGGAAACAGCUAACAAUAAUGUACUGUAUUUAAUCCUAUCCAGGAAUAAUGGAAUUUGAAGUUCUGUAGGACAUGGCAGUAAUGUAAGAAAAAGAUGAGAGACAAACAUUUUAUAAUGAAUUGCAUUAAAGUAAUGCUUAGAAAGCACUGUUACUUUUCAAGAUACAAAAAUUCCAUCUGCCUCUUCGAUAUUUUUUAACACUUGCUAAUUUUUUUGUCUUUUUACUGUCUCUUAAACAAUAAUAUCACUUAAAUAAGGGAUACGCAAAUUUAUAAAUACUCUCUAAAUUGUGUCCUGUUGUAUCAAUUACAGCACUGGUUUAUGGUAGCUUGUACACUGAAUAUGAAAGGGAAUCUGGAAUUAUAGCAAUUUAUUUUGUACAUAAAAAUGAAUUUUGUAAAUAACUGACUGCAUAAGGUCAAUCUUUAGAACUGCUGUAUUUGUAUGUAUUGUACAAACUUGGGAAAGUUCACAUGCUUCCGUUAGGGGGUUGCUGAAGCCAAGUGUCCCCUGGUGAUCAGACAACACGAGUCAGUUCUGAGUAAAGCAGGUUGUACCUUUAUCUGUGACAUGCACUGUUAUCUGGGGUGAGACUGGUCAGGCACCUGUGUGUCCUGUCACAGGGAUGAUGCAGCAGGGGCAGCACUGUUUCAGAAAAAUGCCUCUUGGAGCCUCUGCUGGCAUAGUGUUCCAGAGCAUCGUGCCGAAGGAACACUUCAGACCCCUGGCCUUGGUGGGCAGAAUCUGAAGCACACACUUUGGGGUUUUGUACUGAGCUGCAGUGAAAGCUCGUUUCAUGGUGGUUCUAUGAGAGUAACUUAAUUUUUUAUAUAUUCUGUAGAGAAAUAUCUUGCAGAAAAUAAUGUGUUGCGUUGUUAAUAUGCAAACUUGUUUAACAAUCUGUUUACUCGGAAGAUGGCCUUAAUACUUUUUCUACAAAGCUUAGUUUUCUAUAUGCUACAGCAAUGUAUUUUCUCUAAGUCAAAAAGGCCUUAAUACACGUAGCCUUUCUUAUGAUAGGGUGGUUCUCAAGAGCUACUGAUGUGGAUAACAAUUUCAUCAUUUGGCUUCAAUUGACUCAAGAUUUCUUAAGAGCCAAUGGGAUUUAUUACUUGAGAUAAUUUGGAAACAGGAUUGUGCUGUUUUCAAAACAUGUCAAUGCAUUUUGUAAGACUGUCCAUCAUCUUGCAUUUGAUAACUAAGAAUAUUUCUCAAUAUUUUUGAUAUUAUGCAGGGCAAUUACUGUGUUUGAGUUUGGGCAGCAUUCAUGGUGAUGCUUUGAACAAUGAAAAUUGCAUGGUACAAAGGGCAUGUAAAUGCUGAAACAACAGGAACUAUAGUUCUGAUAAACCAGAGUUACUCAUUUUAUCCGUCAUACAUUAAAAAUGGAAUGUCUUUAUAUUACAGUGUCUGCAUUUUAGCAUUUGUAACUUAUUGCCUUAAAUGGGAUAUGCUCUUUCUUUUAGACUUUCUCCAUUAAAAAUACACAGAAUUCUUGCUACUGAGAAGUACAGUGAGAAAGAUGAAAAAUCUCCUGUGAAAAUGCACAAUAAAUACCCUUCAUUUUUCUAAUUCUGUUUGUAAUCAGGUAACUUUAUACACAUGUUCAGUAGUUUUGUUAUUACUGUAUUUGUUAGUAAUAAAAUAUACUGUUGUAUAGUAA